UCUCAGGGAGAACGCCGAAAACAUGUACUGCUUCUCCGCGCUGGCGCUGACGCUGAACGAGCCGGAGGACGGCGUGGGGCCGACGGACAGCCGCCUGCGGCCCGACCAGCGGCUGAUGGAGGCGGGCCGCUGGGACGAGGCCAACGUGGAGAAGCAGCGGCUGGAGGAGAAACAGCGAGCCGUGAGGAGGAGGAGGGAGGCGGAGGCCACGGACGCGCUGGAGGAAGAGUGCGAUUAUGACUCUGGGCGAGAGUACGAGGGCUACCAGCCGUGUUGGUUCCAGAAGAGGACGGACUCCCUCACGGGGGAGACCAUCUUCGUGUACAAGGGGGGCUACUGGGAGGCCAAAGAGAGACAGGAGUGGAACAUGUGCCCGGAAAUCUUCUGAGCCCUGGGCGUCCCCCCCACCCCGGCCCGCCCCCGCCAGGGGACUGUGACAUCAUCAGCAGGGGGCGGGGUCUGAGUGGAUCUCCUAGUGCCGCCUGCCCUCAUCACACCGGCCCAGAGACGCCGCGAUGCGAUUCAUUACACACACACACCCCCCCCCCGGCCCACUGACCCACGGACACUGUCUGUGUGUGUGUGUAUGUGUGUGUGUGUGUGAGUGUGUGAGAG
Molecule: messenger RNA, 615 nt
Organism: Anguilla anguilla (European eel)
Lineage: Eukaryota; Metazoa; Chordata; Actinopteri; Anguilliformes; Anguillidae
Exons: 3
Coding region: 23-388 (121 amino acids)
Cellular component (GO): cytosol; membrane; intracellular membrane-bounded organelle
Molecular function (GO): cholesterol binding
Source: RefSeq, a predicted model, not a curated record